UCCAUGCCUUUGAGGACCCGCAUAACUUGGGACCAUGUUCUCAUCUGAAGAUCUUCUGCAACACAUGUCACAAACCUAGUAUACUACUCUCUGCCUACUGUUUGUCCAUUUGGGUCAAACUCAAAGCUAGUUAAUCAUCACACAAUCCCACUCUUCCAUCCAACAAGCUAUACAAAAACUAUACACCAGUUUGCAGAGGAUUUAACCUCCCCUUGUCCAAUUUGGCAAGAAAAUCCUGUAUUAGUUGGUUGAUCUUCAGCUAUAAAAUUUUUGCUUUUUCUUCUUUUCAGUUGUUUUACUUCUCCUAUAAAUACAGAGAUAACUGGAUAGUGAUCAGUGCAGUACAGAGACAGAUAAAACAUGGGCAUCAAAAAAAGUAUUGUCAGUUGUUUGUAUGUAGUGUUGGUUUUUGUGGGAUUUCAAGAUUUUGUAGAGGGAAGGCUGUUAUUGUUAAAGAAACCAGACCGUGAUAAUGCCGCUGCAACAGCUCGCUGGCUUGUUUCCCAGAAUUCUUGGGGUGUCUUGAAUACCAUAUCAAUGGAUUUGGGAGGUGCACCCUUCGGGAAUGUUGUUUCAUUUAGCGAUGGGCUACCUAAUGAAGGUAGUGGCAUCCCAUACUUUUAUUUGACUACUCUUGAUCCAACUGCGAGGAAUGCAUUGAAAGAUCAGAGGUCUUCACUCACAAUCAGCGAAUAUCCUAUAGGAACAUGUGGCAAGACAGACCCUGAGAACCCCACUUGUGCAAAAAUUACACUGACUGGGAAGUUGAAGUUACUUGAGGAAAACACCAAGGAAGCAGAAUUUGCUCGAACUGCCCUGUUUACCAGGCAUCAGGAGAUGCCAGGCUGGCCUAAGGAUCACAACUUCCAGUUCUUCAAAUUAGAUAUUGAAGAUAUAUUUUUGAUCAAUUGGUUUGGUGGCCCUAAACCUCUGACAUUGGAUGAGUACUUCCAUCAAAAAAUGAGCCUCGCUUCCAUUCUUCAAAAGCUUGCAUGAUCUCUCUUCCUAUUGCAAACUGGAAAAAAUGUGUAUAAAAUGAAUAUCCACUGUAAAUAAGAUGAGACAGUGCUUCUUGCUUGUAUCAUUUACAUUCUGUAAUCAUAUCCUGAAAAAUAAGCAGAAAUAAAUUGAUUGGUUAUUAA
Molecule: messenger RNA, 1142 nt
Organism: Ricinus communis (castor bean)
Lineage: Eukaryota; Viridiplantae; Streptophyta; Magnoliopsida; Malpighiales; Euphorbiaceae
Product: protein CREG1
Exons: 6
Coding region: 361-996 (211 amino acids)
Source: RefSeq, a predicted model, not a curated record